AUGCUUGAAAGUCCCGAAGACAAGAACGUGGCCGGUUCCGUGGUCCGAUUACCAGGUAUAAGAGAGGAUCUGACACCCACUACUCCAGCCAUGACUGAUAGAUCGCCAUCGCCAGCAAUUCCACAUAAGGGGAUAAGCCUCAUAGGGUCCAGCGCCACACCAAUUCCAAGCCAUCCUACGGUAAAGAAGAAUAACAUUAAGCCACCGACCACACCUCGAAUUGACAUUUCGAGGGCCAGCAGCUCUUCACAUCAUGAUAGUAAGGAUAGCAGUCCUGAGAGGGAAAUUUAUGAUACCCAUGAUCCUAAUAGUGCCAAAUUGGGAUUAGGCUUUAAAGAAGAUGGUGCACUAGAUCUGCGAUCGUCUACGGAAGAGUUGGACUUUCAAGAUAUGUCAGUGGAAAGGAGAAGAAGCAGCAAAGGAAGACCUCAAUCUCCAUCCAUUCUAGAAGAGCCUGUAACAGCCAGAAAAGAUUCACAAUGUUCUGAUAUUGUACUUCUGUCGAUAUCAGGUAGAACAUCGAGAUUAUCAAGCAUAGGCAGCCAAGGUUCUAAUCAAAGUCGUUUAUCCAAUGCCAGUCAUAUUUCAAUGUUAUCUGGACAGUCGGGCUUAUCCAGAUGUUCUUCUCCGCAUAAGAUGCUUUUAGAAACGUCUUUUUGUGGUACAAAAAACGCUAACGAGGUGACUAAAGUAGAUGAGGAUCACACAGGGACCAAAGUUGAAACCGAAGUUAUGGAAAAAAUUUUACUUUCUAGAAAACACGAUCCAACAGCUGCAAUUUUAGCUGAAGGAAUUUCAGUAGAAAUGGCACAACCUCUAGUUCCAAAAACUCAACCUGAGAAGCCAGCCAGGAAGCGAGAAAUAAAAGAAGACAGCAAAAGUGAGAUAACCAUAACAGUUGACAAACCAAGUUCCGAAAGCAAUAAUACAAAUUCUGAAAUAAAAAGCCGGUUUGUCUCUCAAAGUGGUGUCGAAUAUUUUUACAUUCCUCUUAAAGGACCAUUGCCUCCAGAUCUUCCUACGCCUCAAACUGGUCCUGUAUUAAAGGGAAAACCUAAACUGAGAGAAGUUAAAUCUGCUAAUUACCAGUCAAAAACCGCAACCACCAGUAAAUCCAAAGUACCUGAAGCAAAGCCGAGAUGUAAAUCGGCAACUCCUACACCUUCCCCAUCUAUUACAAAGAGAGAAGAAGAACCAAAGUAUAUCCGAAUAAAACUAAAACCAGAGAAAUGUUACUCCGAGGAAUCACCAACAGGAGAUGUUCACAAACCAGAUUUUUUAGAUCUAGACAAAAUUGAAAGUGUCUCGACUUUUAGCGAACCUCUAAAAGUUGAUAAAACUAUAAAAUACGUUAAAGAAAGUGAUAAAAUGUUUUCUGCAGCUACCAACGGCAGUCCAAAAAUUUCCACUGGUGUUAUUGAUGCUCCAGUAGAAAGUGUUACUCCUUCUCCUUCCGUUUCGAGAAGAUCAUCUUUUGCCUCGUUAUUUAAAAGUAAAGAAGCGGUUAUAAGUCCCGAAUCUCCUUCUGUACCUGGCAGUAGUCGAAGGAAAAAUCAUAUAUCCGGUAUAUUAAAAGAUGCUGGUGACAAUUUGCGCACCAGAAGCAGAAGUAGAUCCAAAAGUCGAGAUAGAGAAAGUCAUAAAUCGUCCCUUUCCACAGCACCAUCUUCCACAGAGAGUAUUGAUAGUAAAUCGAAGCAUAAGUCUGUUCUAUCACUAUUUAAAUCAGGUAAAAAAGAUAAAGUUAAGUCUGAAUCUGAAACUAGCUCACAAGAAACAGUCCGUAGUAGUGAAGGCAUAGGUAAAUUAGAAUUCAAAUUUAACGAGUCAAAACCAACUCAUUAUGAAAAUCCAUUAGAGUGUGCUACUGUACGUAUACCACUUCAUUCUCCUACUUAUUAUGAUAAUAGAUCUAUUAGUGACUGGAAAACUUCAAGUCAAGAUUCCCAAGACACUGUGAUUGAGAAUCCUAACCGAAGUGUUGACGUUGUUCCAGAAAAAGUUUCUCAACCAGAAGAAGUUGUGGAAAAAAAGCAACCACUAGCUAAGGCUACCAGUAAACCUAGUCGUCAAAGUAGUACCAGUAGUGAAAACGUGGUUUUUUCAACGAACUUAGGAGGUGAAAACGAGAUAUUUACAACAAAACUACCCAAGAAUUUACCCAAAGACAAACAACCCUCAGAAAACGUUAAGGUAGAAAUUAACGGAAUCCUAGAAAUGAAAUCAGAAACUGCAGAGGUUGCAGAUUCACAUCAUAUUAGUAGGGAAUCGUCUAAAGAAAUAAUAUCUACAAGACUGCAAGAUGUAAAUAAAUCACAAAAACUCAAAAGUAUCAGUAGCUUAAAAGAAGUAGAACAAAAACACACAGAAAUUGAGACUGCUGUAGAUAAAAGAAUAUCACAAGUAUCCAUAGGUGCAAUGAGCUCCGUCAGCUCGGUAGUAAGUUCAACAGCCGAUGAUCACAAUUCAUCCGAAUCUGAACAUGAGACAGAAGAUUCUUCUGUCAAGAGUAAACGAGAUGUCGACUUAAAACUUGAUCUUGAUGUCUCAGAGCCCGAACGAAAAGCCAUAGUUCUGCAGCAAGACUCGUUUGAAGAUGAACUACCUUACAUUCCAACUACACUGCCACAGGAAAGAUCUGCUGCAAUACCAAUAGUUCCAAUAAAGCAACGAUCGACUUUUGAGAUUAAGACUUGCCCCAUAGAAAGGCCAAGGUCUACCACACCUAUUAACCCUAGUUGUUUAGAUGAAUACUGUGAAGAAGUAAUGGGUUCCUUUAAUAUCGAAAGUGUAACAAAAACUAUAGAGAAGCUUAAAAUAUCACUACCAAGAAAUGAAUCUUUUGACAAAACGAGUAAGGUUAAAUCUCCAAGAAAAAAGGAUUCAAAUACAAAUUGGUUUGAAUUUGCUGAAAAGGGUAUAACAAAAUCAACUCCAAGCGAGACUCCACCUCCUUUGCCGCCUAAAGGAAUCCAAAAGAGCUGGAUAAACUUCGAAGAUAUUCCGGAAAAAAGAAAAACUCCAAAAAGGAUACAAACUCUUCCUUCAAGGAGUUAUAUUGAAGUACCAGAAAGCGUGUUACAAGAAAGUGUCGUGUACAAUUACGUUAAUCCUGAUGAAUGUAAAUGCGAAUGUCACGAGAUGAAUGCUAAAGACAAAGAAAGACGAACAAAGGAAUCCCAAGAAGCAGUUCAGGAACAAGUUCAAGAAGAUGAACUUCCGCUACUGGAAGAUGAAAAUCCAGAAGAAGAUAAAACUGCUCCGGAUUGUUCAGAUAGGAUUAAGCUUGAUGUCGCUGUUUCAGAUUGUAGAAGUAUUAUUAGUGAUUCUUCAGUGGACCUCAGCACAAGUAUUGAUCCACACGAAGCUAGUGGAACCGAACCUACCCUGCGUACGCCGUUCACAAGUGAUUUAGGAUUAUCCAGUAAUAGAUCUAGCGUUGUGUCCCAGGAUGAUCACCAGUCUCCUGAUUCGCCAAAUGCCUUUCCAAGAAUUUCUUAA
Diabrotica balteata is the source of this 3501-nucleotide messenger RNA. Lineage: Eukaryota; Metazoa; Arthropoda; Insecta; Coleoptera; Chrysomelidae. The record is from the annotation of a GenBank genome assembly.